GCGCGGCGGGGGCGCGGGUCGUGCGCUCCGCCCGGUGCCGCUCGGUGCCCCCCGGUGCCGCUCGGUGCCGCUCGGUGCCGCCCGGUGCCGCCCGGUGCCCCCCGGUGCCGCCCGGUGCCGCUCGGUGCCGCUCCGCCGGCCCGGCCCAGCCCCGCAGCCGCCCCCAUGGCACUGGAACAGGCGCAGGUCGACGGCCCUGACCCGCCGCGCCUCUGCGAGCCCGGCCCCGCCGCGCCGCCCGGCAGCGGGAGCCCGCUCUCCGCCCCGGAGAGCCCCAGCGAGCCCGGGCCCGGCGGGGACGCGGAGCCCGCGGCCGCCCCCGGCCCCGGAGGCGAUGCGGAGCCCGGGGUCGGUGGCGCCGAGGCCGCGGGGCAGAGCGGAGCGGCGGCCGAGGAGCCCGACGAGGAGGCGGCCCCGGCCAGGCCGUCGCAGAACAUCGCGGUGCAGACCGACUUCAAGGCGGCCGAUACGGACGUGAACACAGACCAGGACAUCGAGAAGAAUCUGGACAAGAUGAUGUCUGAGCGGGCCUUGCUGAAGGAGCGCUACCAGGAGGUGUUGGACAAGCAGAGGCAGGUGGAGAAUCAGCUGCAGGUCCAGCUUAAGCAGCUCCAGCAGCGGAGGGAAGAGGAGAUGAAAAACCACCAGGAGAUCCUGAAAGCAAUUCAGGAUGUUACGAUCAAGCGAGAAGAGACUAAGAAAAAGAUGGAGAAAGAAAAGAAAGAAUUCCUGCAGAAAGAGCAGGAUCUCAAAGCUGAAAUUGAGAAACUCUGUGAGAAAGGCAGAAGGUUGCUGAAGGAGCAGGAAGAGAAGGAAAACAAGAUUGCCUCUCUGAUUGCAGAGCAGUCUGAUGAGAAGCAGCUGUGGGAGAUGGAGCUGGACAAACUGAAGAACCAGCACAAUGAAAUCAACAGGAAUAUUCUUGAGGAGACGGAGCGAGCCUGGAAAGCAGAGAUCCUGUCCCUGGAGAGCCGGAAGGAGCUGCUGGUGUUGAAGCUGGAAGAAGCAGAAAAAGAAGCAGAGCUACACCUCACCUACCUCAACUGUGCUUGCAGGUCUGCGCCACCCACGCUGGAGACCAUGAGGCCAAAGCAGGAGUGGGAGAUGAGGCUGAACAGGAUACGAAUGACCAAGCAAAGUGUCCGAGAUCAGUUCAAUGACCACAUCCAGAUGGUGAGGAAUGGCACAAAGCUGAGCAGCCUCCCCCAGAUCCCAACGCCGACGCUGCCUCCUCCGCCUUCGGAAACAGAUUUCAUGCUGACGGCAUUCCAGCCCAGCCCAUCCCUGACCCCCCGGCUCCCCUUCCCCAUCGGGCCCGUCCCCGUGCCCAUGGUCAUGCCGAGCGCCGAUCCUCGGGCGCUGUCCUUCCCUCUGCUGAACCCCGCCAUGUCCAGGCCCAACCAGCCCUCCCCACCCCUGCCCGCUUCCCAGGGGAGGAACAGCCCGGUGGUGGCAUCGCUCAUUGGCACGCACAGCCCCCACAUGCCCCCCGCCGCCUCCAUCCCUCCUCCGCCCGGCCUGGGCGGGGUGAGCGUCGCUCCCGAGUUCCACCGGCCCCAGCCGGCCGACAAGCUGGAGAAGCUGCUGGAGAAGCUGCUGACUCGGUUUCCACAGUGCAACAAGGCCCAGCUCACCAACAUCCUGCAGCAGAUCAAGACUGCCCGGAGGACCAUGGCUGGCCUGACCAUGGAGGAGCUGAACCAGCUGGUGGCGGCCAAGCUGGCAGAGCAGCAGGAGCGGGCAGCAGCUGGAGCUCAGCCUCUGGGCCGGAUCAGGGCCCCCAUGUUCUCUGCUCCACUGCCUCAGAUCAGCACGCCCAUGUUCCUGCCCCCGGCCCAGGUCGCUUACCCGGGAACAGCGUCACACACCCCAGCUGCCUGUAAGCUGUGUCUGAUGUGCCAGAAGCUCGUGCAGCCCGGUGACCUUCACCCCAUGGCCUGCUCACAUGUGCUGCACAAGGAGUGCAUCAAAUUCUGGGCACAAACCAACACGAAUGACACUUGCCCUUUUUGCCCAAGCCUCAAAUGACGGCUGCUGGGACAACACGGGCCCCUGGGAGGAGUUGCUGUGAAUAGACAGGAUCAGUUCUAAGAUUUCUACAGUUCUAUAUUUAUACGAUCAUGUAUACACAUGUACAUUUUUAUUAUAUAGGUAAUGUGUGUAUAGAAAGUCUGUAAACAUACAAAUUCAUAAAUAAAGUGUGUAUAUUAUGCAGUGAUUUGCUGCAGCUCCUCA
Molecule: messenger RNA, 2235 nt
Organism: Poecile atricapillus (Black-capped chickadee)
Lineage: Eukaryota; Metazoa; Chordata; Aves; Passeriformes; Paridae
Gene: RNF214
Product: ring finger protein 214
Exons: 15
Coding region: 166-2028 (620 amino acids)
Molecular function (GO): ubiquitin-protein transferase activity
Source: RefSeq, a predicted model, not a curated record